AUGGGAGCUGAAGAAAUUUUUGAUGGUCCAUCUGAUCAACAUGCUAAAUGGAUACAAGAAAAAGUUGGUGGUGUACAAGGAGUUGUUGUUGCAGUACCAUCAAUUCCUGCAUAUGAACAAGCAUUUCAAUCAGUUAAACGCGGUGGUCGUAUUGUAGCUGAAAAGAAUUCACAAGAUUUAAGUGGUAUUCAUAAUGAAACAAAUAAACAAAGAAAAAUUUGGAAAAACCAAGAUGCAAAGAUUUAG
Rotaria sordida is the source of this 246-nucleotide messenger RNA. NCBI's taxonomy places the organism in Eukaryota, Metazoa, Rotifera, Eurotatoria, Philodinida, Philodinidae. The record is from the annotation of a GenBank genome assembly.